AUGAGCGUGCAUGGCGACGUAUUACAUCUUCCAGACUUCAAUCGGCUUUCUUCGGUGCUAUUUGAUCUCGCAAAAUUCGACUUGUUGAAUGUCAGUUCUCUUGAUCACACAGUUCCGCCAGGAUUUACGGUUCCCUGCCACUCCGUCGGUCAUAACGCUCCGCUUGUCUCUCCAAAAUCGAGGUUAUUUAUUGCUAAUUUGAUAAUUAUAGUUCAUGCACCGAAACUAUUUCAGAUAUCGGUGAAAAAUAGCUCACACCGCUCCGAUUUUGUUUCCCGAUUGCAGCGACUUCUGAAGAAAUACGAAGAGAGGAGUGAGCAGUUUCGAAGAAAAGCGGAGAAAUAUGAAGCUAUUGUGCUCAGGGAUAAGCAGGAAGGCAAAGUAAAGCCACACAUCAUCGAUAAGAAUGAGAAAAAAGCUCGUCAGGCCCGAGGAGUUGUUAACGGCGCUUUGGAAGAAGUGGCUAGGAUUCGUGUUUUACUCGAGGAAAUGUCAACAUAG
Messenger RNA from Cooperia oncophora, 501 nucleotides. Lineage: Eukaryota; Metazoa; Nematoda; Chromadorea; Rhabditida; Trichostrongylidae. The record is from the annotation of a GenBank genome assembly.